This is a messenger RNA of Erinaceus europaeus (western European hedgehog), 1341 nucleotides long. RefSeq names its product butyrophilin subfamily 1 member A1-like. NCBI's taxonomy places the organism in Eukaryota, Metazoa, Chordata, Mammalia, Eulipotyphla, Erinaceidae. Gene Ontology annotation, molecular function: protein binding. The transcript has 10 exons. Bases 1 to 1341 code for a protein of 446 amino acids. The record is from RefSeq and is a predicted model, not a curated record.
AUGUUUGUUCACUGCUCACCCACUGAGGGGGUCCAGACGCUGGUCCUGACCAAGCAGCUUUCUCCUCAGGACUCCUGGUCCCAGAGCUCCAGGAAGCGUGUGGAGGGAGUGAGCAGCCCCAAGGCCUGUGAGCACCUGACCCUGUACAUUGAGAGGAGCCCUGAGCUGAGAUGCAGCCCUGGUGAAUUCAGUGUGCAAGGCCCAGGAGCAACUGUCAUUGCCCCAGUCGGGAAAGAAGCUGUGCUGCCCUGUCACCUCAGCCCAGAGACAAACGUUGAGGGCAUGGACGUGACCUGGUACCGAGUCAGACCUCCAGCUCUGGUGCAUCGUUAUGCUUCUUACCUGGAUCAUCUGAAGGAUCAGAGCCCAGAGUACCAAGGGAGGACAGAGUUCCUGAAACAGAAAAUCACCACAGGGCAAGUGGCCCUGAGUAUCCAUCCCAUCCUCCCUUCAGAUGAUGGAGAGUACUGGUGUAAAUUUGCAAGCUCCACAUUUGAAAAUGAAGCACAAUUCAAGGUGUUGGUCACAGAUACCAUGUUCCCCAGGCUCUGGCCCUGGAUUGUGGGAUUUGCUGUGACCCUGUGUCUCCUGGCUAUUAUCACAACCUUUGGUGUUCUCUUUGCACAAACUAGAAGAAUUCUAGGUAUGUACGAAAUUGAUAUCAGUACUUGUCCACAUGGACUUUUAGCAGAAGAAAAUGGACUAUUGGUGGAUGCAAAUGGUCAGUUUGUGGAAGAAAAUGCUACACUCACUGAACAACUUGCUACAAUCACUGGGAAACUUGGACUGGAAAAUCUCCGAAGAUAUGCAGAAGACAUAACACUGGAUGAGGACACUGCUCAUCCUCAUCUAGAAAUAACAGAGAACAGAAAAUAUGUGAGGACUACUGUGGAAAAACAAGAUGUUCCUGACAAUCCUCAGCGGUUUGACACUCACAUGGCUGUUCUGGGGGAGAAUAGCUUCUCGGCUGGUGACCAUUACUGGGAGGUGGAUGUGGCAUGGAAAGACAGGUGGGAAAUAGGACUGUGUGAGGACUCAGUUACACGGAAAGGAGACAUCUCUGUUUGUCCUGAAAAUGGGUUCUGGGCACUUUCCCUGGAGAAAGAUGAGUACAAGGCACUUUCCACACCCACUUCCAUUCUCAAUGUCCCAGAACCCCUCUUGGUAGUGGGUGUUUUUCUGCAGUAUGAGAAAGGACUGAUCUCUUUCUACAAUGUGAGAGAUUGUAGCUUUCUUUGUACUUUCAAAACCACUUUCAUCAAACCUCUGAAGCCUUAUUUCUACCCUGGGCAUGUUACUACUGGAAACAUGGAGGGUCUCCAUAUUCCCAAGUAUCAGUGA